CCAGAAACAUCUCAUCUCACGAAAAUGAAUCAAGCUCAUCAACAUUACAAAUAAAAUCGUCUCUUCCCAUCUCAUCUCAUCAGCAAUAUAAGAAAUAAAGGCGCGACAUAAUUAUCAAUUAUAAUGAGAUCCAGGAUAAUACAUAAUCACAGACCGCUACCCUCAUCAUGUCCAUAGACCUGAAUUGGGAGACGCUGACAGGCGGACCUGAUGGAGCGGCACUCGCCGAACGGAUCCGCGAUUUCAUCCACGUCAAGUUUCAGUCGGUGCCGCUACCACGCUUCAUUAAGUCUGUUACAGUCCACGACUUUGCAUUCGGCGAUAUACCGCCGAGUAUUGUGUUGAAGGAUAUAUGUGACCCACUACCAGACUUUUACGAGGAAAACUCGGAUGUAUCCGAUGAAGAUGACGAUGAAGAGGAAGACGAGGCGAAUUUCCAGGAUGAGAUGGGAAAGCAUGGACAUGUGAGCGCGGAGGAUGUGUCUGAUGCGAUUAAAGCCGCGGAGCGAAGGAGAAGAGCGGAUCAGAUUCGUAGAUUGGAGGGUAGGGGUGGGAGUGGACGCAGGGGUGAGGGCGGAGCUGCGACGGGCGCUUACAAUCUGGAAGGUCUUUAUCCGCCGCAUAUUCAUGUCGCUGGCUUGCGGAGCGCUCCUGGAACGCCCGACAUAGCGAACCCGUUCCUUGGACUUGGUGGGCCGAGUCCUGGUGUGCCUGGUGGUACUGCUAAUAUGCACUAUUUUCAGUCGAAACUGGCUACGAAUUGGUCGGGUACACAGACACCGUUAGCGGCCGUCGCAGGAGCACAGCAUCUAAACGGCUGGCUGGAUGCAGGAGGGCCGCAUUCUCCCUCCGAGGCAAGAUAUGCACCAAGCCAGCGCAGCAGACACGCAUCACAGAGUUCUAUAUCAGUAGCAGAUUUCCAUCCACCCCUAGCCCCAGUCUCAACAUCACUCGCACCCGGACAGCAUCCUCUUAGGGAGAAACACAGCGUAUCAACACUUGCACCUACCUCAGCUGGAGCUUCACGACCGCCUACUAGGGAUACGACGGCCGGACACCCACAUGCACAUUUUGGGAGCUCAUCCCGGUUCAGCGAAACAUUGUAUAGUCCUAGCUCUGGCGUCAAUGAUAAUGAAUCGGCUGUGGAAAGCGAGGGCGAAGAAGAGGGCGAGGAGGAAGAACCAAAGAAGUUCCGCGAGCCUAGAAUUGAUGACUUACAAGCGGUGUUCCGCAUCAAGUAUGCGGGGGAUGUUAAGUUGAUGUUGACGGCUGAGAUCUUACUUGAUUACCCGAUGCCUAGUUUCGUGGGGAUACCGGUUAAGCUGAAUAUCACGGGGCUUACGUUUGAUGGGGUUGGUGUUGUGGCCUACAUUCGAAAGCGUGUGCAUUUCUGCUUCUUGAGCCCUGAGGAUGCACUCGCCGCUGUGGGGCAAGAUGAUGAUGAGAAUGAUGGCGACGUGGACGGAAAUGAAUAUAGUGCCGGCCCCGCCAGUGUACAGAAUCAGCAUAGGGGAAGGUUAGGAAGUUUGCUACAGGAAAUCAGGGUCGAGAGCGAGAUUGGUCAGAGGGAGGGCACCAAGCAGAGUCUCAAGAAUGUGGGUAAGGUGGAAAAGUUCGUCCUUGAGCAAGUCAGACGGAUAUUUGAAGAAGAGUUCGUGUAUCCUAGUUUCUGGACGUUCUUGGUAUGAGUACCCAGGUAGACAGGAUAUUUGAACAAUACUUACUCCUUCGUACACUAGAGGCGUGUCUAUUAUGCAAGUUCCCUAGCGACGACUCGCUAAAUAAGUUGAGAGUUGAGCGGCUUGGCUAUCCUAAGUUCAAUUCGUAAUAUAGCUCUUUUCGUCUAAGACUCCGGUAAUUAUUUCAGCGUCAAUAUAUAUUGACCCAAGUAGACACCCAACGCUCAGUCUAUUUCGCCGUAUAUCCGUAC
Hypoxylon trugodes is the source of this 1930-nucleotide messenger RNA. RefSeq lists its product as uncharacterized. The coding region runs from base 168 to 1688 and encodes 506 amino acids. The record is from RefSeq and is a predicted model, not a curated record. Gene Ontology annotation, cellular component: ERMES complex. Gene Ontology annotation, biological process: mitochondrion organization; phospholipid transport. The transcript has a single exon. Gene Ontology annotation, molecular function: lipid binding. NCBI's taxonomy places the organism in Eukaryota, Fungi, Ascomycota, Sordariomycetes, Xylariales, Hypoxylaceae.